Molecule: messenger RNA, 1507 nt
Organism: Vicugna pacos (alpaca)
Lineage: Eukaryota; Metazoa; Chordata; Mammalia; Artiodactyla; Camelidae
Gene: COMT
Product: catechol-O-methyltransferase
Biological process (GO): catecholamine catabolic process; developmental process; dopamine metabolic process
Cellular component (GO): axon; membrane; dendrite
Molecular function (GO): catechol O-methyltransferase activity; magnesium ion binding
Source: RefSeq, a predicted model, not a curated record
UUCCCAGCCUGUUUCCCUGAGCUCCUCUGCCUCCACUCCUGGAGGGGCUCCAAAGGGCUGGCCUGCAGAGUGGGGUCCGGUAAACAAAGUGGACACUGACUACCCAGGACACGAGAGACCUGAGCCCCCUCCAGCCCUGCUCAGAGAUGCUGGAGGGCCCGCCCCUGCUGCUGGUCGCUGUCUCCCUGGGCCUGGUGUUGCUGCUGCUGGUGCUGCCGGUCCUGCGCCGCUGCGGCAUCGUCUUCCUUGGCUGGAACGAGCUAUUCCUGCACCCCAUCUGCAACCUCCUGAUGGGCGACAGUAAGGAGCAGCGCAUCCUGCAUUACGUACAGCAACAUGCGGUGGCCGGCGACCCGCAGAGCGUGGUCCGCGCCAUCGACACCUACUGCUUGACCAAGGAGUGGGCCAUGAACGUGGGCGACAAGAAAGGCCAGAUCGUGGACGCCGUGGUGCAGGAGCUGCGCCCCUCCGUGCUGCUGGAGCUGGGGGCCUAUGUGGGCUACUCGGCCGUGCGUAUGGCCCGCCUGCUGCUGCCCGGCGCCCGGCUGCUCACCAUCGAGCUUAACCCCGACUACGCCGCCAUCACCCAGCAGAUGCUGGACUUCGCAGGCCUACAGGACAGGGUGACAUUGGUCGUCGGGGCAUCCCAAGAUAUCAUCCCCCAGCUGAAGAAGAAAUAUGACGUGGACACGCUGGACAUGGUCUUCCUUGACCACUGGAAGGACCGGUACCUCCCAGACAUGCUCCUUCUAGAGGAGUGUGGCCUGUUGCGGAAGGGGACUGUGUUGCUGGCUGACAAUGUCAUCUGCCCAGGAACACCGGAAUUCCUGGCAUAUGUGCGCGGGAACAGCCGCUUCGAGUGCACACACUUCAGCUCGUACCUGGAGUACUCGCAGGUGGUGGACGGCCUGGAGAAGGUGGUCUACAAGGGCCCAGGCAGCCCUUCGAGGCCUGCUCCGGCCCCCUAGUCGAGCCUGGUUCUAAAGGGUGCGGUGGGCCCGCGCCUGCCAACCUGCUCCUGCAGCUUGGGGCCCUCAGUGCAGCACCCUUGAGGCCUCUGCACAGCAGCCGCAGGCCGUCCCUUGCUGGUCCGCCCCUAGGGCAACCAGCUCACCAUGCAAAGUCACUGCAAUAAAUCUGCAAAGUAUCUGCUUGCAAAGACCAGACCACGGCAAGUGGUGUCCCUCACAGUGUCACCCACCAGCAUUCUGACAGGGCUUCUUACACGGGCAGGUCCUCCGCCAUCAAAAUGGCCAGCAGACACAGGAAGCGGGGGACCCACACAGCCUGUCCUUGAGGUCUGCUGUCACUAGGUGGCAGCAACACCUCAGUGAUGCACUCUAACCAGCAACUCUCACCAUGCUUCUGACCCCUAAGUUCUUUCACCUCCUUUGUAAGAAUGAAACGCAACUUCUUUACUAAAAUCUACUGCUAACAAUCUUAUACACCAGCAUCAUGUUGAGAAGAUAAUGAAACACAAAUUAAAGGUCUCAAAGUUUAGACAAGA